This is a messenger RNA of Bathycoccus prasinos, 3933 nucleotides long. RefSeq names its product merozoite surface protein 3 (MSP3). Bases 1 to 3933 code for a protein of 1310 amino acids. Lineage: Eukaryota; Viridiplantae; Chlorophyta; Mamiellophyceae; Mamiellales; Bathycoccaceae. The record is from RefSeq and is a predicted model, not a curated record. The transcript is spliced from 2 exons.
AUGACUUUGAAAGAGGAGGAAGAGGGAGAGACUUUCGAAAACGAUGUCAUCACGUCUUCUUCUCCUCCUUUUCCUCCCGAAAGAAGAACAUCUUUUUCUUCAGAAGCAGAGGUAAGCGCGUUUAGGAGUCCGCGAGGAUUUGGUACGAAACGAGAUACCGCCGCCGAAGAGGAGGAAGAGGAGAGAGACGACGGAGAUGUCGCGAACGACGACGUCGACAACACGACGAGUGCGAGUAAAAACUACAAAGAAAAGUACGCGAAAGCGAAGAAACGGAAUCAAAAGUUAGAGAAAGAAGUCGAGCGAUUACUGGAACGAGAAGAAACCGCCAAGCGGAGGUUCGACGAGCACGUCUCGAAGACGUCCUCGGUGUAUACGCAGAGAAUAGAAGGUUUAGAGCAUAAUUUACAGAGAGCGGUGUCGUCGUUUACGGAAACGAAGAAGCGGUUGGAAGAAGAGCAGAGAUUUAAGGAAGAGGCGGAGAGGAAGAAGAAAGAGUUUGAAUCGCAGAGAGACGAGUUGAGGGAUACGCUGAGAAGGGAGAGAGAGAACUUUGAGAAGGAUGGGAAGUUGCUCCGUUUCGCGUGCGAAGACGCGACGAAAGAGUUGGAGAUUGUGAAGCAAAGUUAUCGCGAGGAGAAGCAACACGACGAACAGGUGAUUCAGGGUUUACGGGACGCGUUGGAUGCAGUGGUCGCAGAAAACGAAGAGAAGAAGAAGGUUGGGGAGUCGACUUUUUCGCCACCGGCGACGCCGAAAUCGAAACCGCCGGCGACGCCGCCGAAAUCGCCUUCAGUCAUUUCGCAAUCGUUUCAGAUGGAAAAAGACCAGUUGGAAUUGGAAGUGGCGACACAGAAAGAGUUGGCAAAUCAAGCGAAAGAGAAAGCUGAAAGGGCGAUUAAGACCGCGCGAGUGGCGAUGGAAGCCGCGGCAACUCGAGCAAAGACAGACGGCGUUAAGAUUGAAAAGUUGGAGAAGCAACUGGCGGAGGCGAGAAGAGCGAGCAACGAUGAAACAUCAACGACAACAAUGUCUGCGAAAGAAGACGAUGAAAACGAAAACGACAACGACGACGACACUCCUCCUACUACUACUAAUGAUAACGAAGCUCUCGUCGAAGAAUUGAAAAUGCGAAUAGAAAAAUUAGAGUCACACUGCGCGGACGCAUCUGCUGCAGCGACGAACGCGGCGGAUGCUUUAGAUGCAGCCAACGAAGAAUUGGCGAUUGAGCGCGAAAAGUGUUCGUCGCUCGAACGCGAAAUGUUAACGCUCUCGAACGAUUUCGCCAUACUUACGGAGGCUUUUGAAAAAUCGCAAUCGGAGUUGACGAUGCGCGACGAGAAUUUAGCGGCGUUAGCGAAAGAGUUGGAAUUAUCCUUAGCGCUGAAUUCAAACGAAGACGCGGGCGGCUCGGAGAAGGAUAACGCGCUCUCGACUAUAGACAAGAAGAAGUACAAGAAAAACGAGAAAAGAGGACCUCUGUCGGAUGAUGAAUCCUACGAUAGCGACGAGGACGAAAACGAUCUUUCUAUGACUACCGGGAACGAAACCAUGUCCAGUCUUCGCGCGGAGCUUAGUUCUUUGCGCCAAAUUCACGACGCGACCGAACGUCGCGCGAACAACUACGCCGAGCGUUCUAAAUCCGCAGAGCUCGCUAGAGAUUCGGCGCUCGAUGAACUCGAUUCGUUGAAGCGCGAAAAAGUGAGACUUGAGGAACGUUUAGAAUCCGUCGAACAAGCGCAAACGACGCCGAAAACGCCCAAGGUGAAACCAGCGCUCUUGAAAGAGCUCGAGCAAACAAAGUCGAGUUUACAGAAAGAAAUCGAAACUCUCGAGGGCAACGCGGAAGCGCUGAGUAAAGAACUCGCUGACAUUGAGAAAGCUAAAUCGAGAGAAAUUGAACAUUUGCAGAAAGAACUCGAGCAAGCAAAAUCAAACGCGAAGAAGGAACUGAACGAGACAAAGAAAGAGACGGAAACACGCUUGUUGGCGCAGAUGGAAGCGCUUCGCGACGAGCUCGUGGCGUCCAAUCAACACCGAGAGGAGAUUAACGAGCAAAGAGAACGAGCUGAAUUGGACGCGAAAGAAGCGGUGACGCGAUAUGCCUCGCUCGAGAACGAUAAGAACGGAGUUAUUGCAAAACUCAACGAAAAAGUUGAAGCGCUCGACAAAGAGUUGAAAGCAAAAUCGGAGGCGUGUAAGCACGUCGAACGACAACUUGAGAUGGCGACGCAGGCGCAGAAAACACAAUCGAAAACAGCCGCGAAAGAAGUCGAAAGAGCGUACGCGAAAAAAAUCAAGGACCUCGAAAACGAAAUCGCCUCGACGACGAAACUUCGGGACGACGCGGAAAGAGCAAAGAGCGAUUUAGGUGCGGAGAUUGACCGCAUAAAGCUGGAGUUCACGGCUUAUAAAGCGUCCGUUUCGGAUAAAGAGCGCGACGAAAACCUCAAGCCGACGACGGCAAACUUCUACGAGAAAAUGCAAGCUAUUCGUGCAGCUGAGGAACUUCGAGCUGAACGCAACGAUCUCGCGCAAGACCUCGAAGACGCUCGAGCCGAUUUCAUGCGAUCAAUUAGAGAACAAACGACUCGCGCGGAAGAAGCCGAAGCCGCUUUGGAAGACUCCAAGUUAUCGGCGAAGAUUGCAGCGGACGCGGCGAGAAUUGAGUCGAUGGAAGCAACGAGCUUGGCGAGAAAGCACGCGGAUGAAGUCGCACAAGCGAGAAUAGCGCUCGCUGAUGCUCGAAAACACGCCGCGGGAGCCGAGAAACGCGCAGAUGUUGCCAUCGCGCGCGUCGAACGACGAUGUAAAGAAAUUGAAGCGCGGACGGACAGAGAUGUGGACAGACUGACGAUGGCGGUCGAAACCGCCGAGAAAGCGCAAAAGAGCUCGGAAGAGAAAGCGGCGCACGUCGACGCCGAAUUAGCGAACGCGAAAAGUCUCGUCCAAAGGUUAGCCGACGGUUUACGCGACGUGCGUCUCAAGAAAGAACAAGUGGAGAAGGACCAGCAACACGUCCAGCGAGAGCUCGAGGACGCACUUUCCAAACUUAAAGCUUCGAAACAGUUCGAGGUAGACGCGAUUAAAUUUUCUGGACGAAUCAAAGAACUCGAAGCCGAAGUGAAAGAGUUGAUCAUUAAAGCCAAACGCGCUGAGGCGGCGAUGGCCGAGGCAGAAAAACACGCCGAACACGCCGAAGAGGCGUUCGAUAAGAUUCGUCAGCUCGAACAAGAAGUUUCCGAUUUGGACGCGAGACGUUCUCAAGCCGAGGCGGCGUUGAAGACAACUUCUGGGAAUGCACCCGAAGCGUUUCGCGCGUUGGAAACUGAAAAUUCGCGUCUUGAAAAGCGAGUUAAACAGACGUGGCAAGCCUUGCAAGGUGCGCAUGCGGUGGCGGAGCAAACGAAGCACGCGGCGAGAGACGCGGUUCGCACGGCAAGACAAGCGGCCGCGAGGGCGGAAAAGGAAGCAGCUUUCUAUCGCGACCGCUCCGAAAAAGCCGAAGCGGCCAAAGUCGAAGCCAUGCAACGCGCAGACAACAUGAUCAACGACGCCCAGCAGCAAGCGGACGAAUACGCGAACGAAAAGUUGGAAAAGGAGAAGCGAAAGUUACAAAUCUUGGAGGAGAAGUUGCGUGAGGCGCAAAUGUUUUCAAAGAAGAUUGUUUUACCGAAAGUGAAAAGUCCUCCGAGGGGCUCAAAGCUUCGAGAUUUACAAAGUAAACAAGAAGAUUCGUUCAUUCCUUCUAUGCCAAGAAUCAACGUGGGUAAGAAAGAAGGUCCGCCGAAAAAAGUUGCGGCGAACGACUCGAAGAAGACCACCGCGCAGUUGGACGACGAAAUGGCCUCGGCGGAUUUAGUCUUGCAAGAAUACCUCACGCGAUCGCGCGAAAAUAGCGUUCGCUCGUCAUCGCCGCGUUCUAUAGGAUAA